This is a messenger RNA of Orbilia oligospora ATCC 24927, 246 nucleotides long. RefSeq lists its product as uncharacterized. The record is from RefSeq and is a predicted model, not a curated record. The coding region runs from base 1 to 246 and encodes 81 amino acids. The transcript has 2 exons. NCBI's taxonomy places the organism in Eukaryota, Fungi, Ascomycota, Orbiliomycetes, Orbiliales, Orbiliaceae.
AUGGAAGCGGAGUACUGGAGAGUACUACAGCAAAUUGUUAGAAUGGGAGGAGCGGGAAAGGAAGAUACAAAACUUGAAGAGAUAGAUAUCAACGAGAUGAGAGUGUUGAGUGAAAGUACUAGCCCUCCCAAGAUUAGAUUGGAGGAAAACGACUUCGAAGAAUUAUAUAGAGUAGAGAAUGGGCCGUUGAUUCCUUGGGAGGACGGGUUUGAAACUGGGGCUCCGCUUACGGGAUCGGAGGUGUAG